This is a messenger RNA of Mytilinidion resinicola, 522 nucleotides long. RefSeq lists its product as uncharacterized. The coding region runs from base 52 to 345 and encodes 97 amino acids. The transcript has a single exon. NCBI's taxonomy places the organism in Eukaryota, Fungi, Ascomycota, Dothideomycetes, Mytilinidiales, Mytilinidiaceae. The record is from RefSeq and is a predicted model, not a curated record.
UGUAUAGCUACGUGUAUAGCUACGUGCCUACGUGCCUAACUGCCUAGGAGAAUGGCCAAACCGUCGAUUUCGCACCUAAUAGAGGCCCUCUCUCCAUCGCCGCUGGCCUACAAGCACCUACGUGAAGUCCUCAUCAACAAGGUCCUCUGCAUACUCAUCGAAUUCCUUAUCAGCCGCCUCAUCAGCCGCCUUAUGAGCUUACCUCACGAGCUGCCUCACGAGGCUGCGGCAGGCCUGUCGACUGCGCUGUACUUCCUGCGACAGGCUGUAACUCAGGUUGCAGCACUACAACCUAGGAUCAACAACUCAUAUGCCAGAAAGCUACUCUCCGAACAUCAGCUGUAGAGAACCCAGCUGAAAUCUCAGCUGUAGAGAACCGAGCUGAAGCCUCAGCUGUGCAGGGCUCAUCUGAACUUACUAGCGCGCCACCCUGGGGGUGGCCCCCUUCCUUCCCCUAGUAUAUAUACAACUAGCUAGACGUCUAUAGAAAUCAGAGUUCACAUCAAUUUCAACCUGAGUCUG